AUGAGAAAUAUUAAUAUUUUUUUAUUACUUUUAUAUUAUUUAAUUGUAUUAAAAUCUGUAGAUAAUUUAAGAGUAAGUAGUGCAGAAUUCAACACUAUUGAAGCAGAAAAAGAAAAUAUAAAUGACAAAAAUAAUGAUUCUAUAGGAAAUCGAAGAGAAGCUAUAAAUAGAGAUACAGAAACUACGAAUAUGAGUAAAAAUGAAAAUACUGAAAAUAAAAGUGAAAAUGCUAAUGAAACUAAUAAAGAUACAGAUAAUAUAUCAAAGAAUGAAGAUAAAAUGAAAAUAGAAAAUAUAACAAAAGAUGAUCAUGAAACAUCGAAGAGUGAUGCAAAUAAAAAUGAAGAAACAAAAAAUUUUGAAAAUUCUAAUGAAAAAAAUAUAAAAAGUUUAGAUAAUUUUGCUUCAACUAAAAGUAAGCCAAAUUUACAACACAAAAAUAAUGCUAGUUUAAAAAACAUAGUUAUACUUGAUGAAGCUUUUAAUAGUGCAAAAAAAGUUUGCGAAUUUGUUGUAAUUAAAAAUGAACAUUUUAAAAAUUUUUGUCAGAUGACUAACUUAUAUGAGCAAGCAGAAAAAUUAAAAAAAAAUGAUAAUGAAUUAUAUCAACAAGUUAUAAGUAACUCUUAUGAAAAUGAAGGCUCAUCAAGUUUUCAGUUAUUGAAAGAAGAUGAUGAUAGCAAACUUUUCAAGGAAAAAGAUAACCAUGAUCCUAGAUUAUCAAUUUUAUUUAUGUAUGAAAAAUUUUGUGUAGGAGGUGUUCCAUUAGCAUGUAGUAAUAUAUUAAAAUACGAUAAUAUUUUUGAAGUUAAUGAAAGAAGCGAAACAAAUGAAACCAAACAAGACGAACAAGAUGAAAAUAAAAUGAUACAUGAUAUUGAAGGAGAUGGUAGUUCAGUUGAUGAAAAAACAGGAACACAGGAGAAUAUUUCUGAUUUAACUGAUAAUAGUAAUGAAAGUAUCUAA
Molecule: messenger RNA, 966 nt
Organism: Plasmodium gallinaceum
Lineage: Eukaryota; Apicomplexa; Aconoidasida; Haemosporida; Plasmodiidae
Gene: RON12
Product: rhoptry neck protein 12, putative
Exons: 1
Coding region: 1-966 (321 amino acids)
Source: RefSeq, a predicted model, not a curated record